Callorhinus ursinus (northern fur seal) is the source of this 3534-nucleotide messenger RNA. RefSeq names its product RAB28, member RAS oncogene family (gene RAB28). Gene Ontology annotation, molecular function: GTP binding; GTPase activity. The record is from RefSeq and is a predicted model, not a curated record. NCBI's taxonomy places the organism in Eukaryota, Metazoa, Chordata, Mammalia, Carnivora, Otariidae.
CGCGGGGGCGGGGAGGCGGGCAAGAUGGCGCCCGGCGAGUGAUUCAGCUCAGAUACGUCCAGCCGCCGCUGAGACACCGGGGCGGGGGGUCCUGCCCCCACUGCCGCCCUUCCUCCUCUCCCCCGCCCCCGGAGACCCCCUCCUCCCCUUCCUCCCUCCAACCUCGGGGUGGGGGUGGGGGAGCGGGCCUGGUUCCCGGGACACCAUGUCGGACUCUGAGGAGGAGAGCCAGGACCGGCAACUGAAAAUCGUCGUGCUGGGGGAUGGCACCUCCGGGAAGACCUCCUUAACUACAUGUUUUGCUCAAGAAACUUUUGGGAAACAGUACAAACAAACUAUAGGACUGGAUUUCUUUUUGAGAAGGAUAACGUUGCCGGGAAACCUGAAUGUUACUCUUCAAGUUUGGGAUAUAGGAGGACAGACAAUAGGAGGCAAGAUGUUGGAUAAAUAUAUCUAUGGAGCACAGGGAAUCCUCUUGGUAUAUGAUAUUACAAAUUAUCAAAGCUUUGAGAAUUUAGAAGACUGGUAUUCUGUGGUGAAGAAAGUGAGCGAGGAGUCAGAAACUCAGCCACUGGUUGCCUUGGUGGGCAAUAAAAUUGAUUUGGAGCAUAUGCGAACAGUAAAACCUGAAAAACACUUAAGGUUUUGCCAGGAAAAUGGUUUUAGUAGCCACUUUGUCUCAGCAAAGACAGGAGACUCUGUCUUCCUGUGUUUUCAGAAAGUUGCUGCUGAAAUCCUUGGAAUCAAAUUAAACAAAGCAGAAAUAGAACAGUCACAGAAAAUUGCCACACUGUUUUGUUAGAACAAGGCAUUUUGCUGUCCUGGAAAAUGGGCGAUAAAUCUACUCUCCCUGUGAGAUGAAUGGCAGCCCAUGGAUGGCCUUGGCCUUGCAGCUGGAAACCUUCGUGUCUGGAUGUAAAACUGAUGAAAUUAGAAGAGAAAAUUAUUUGUCCAACUUGUACUUGGAAAGCAAAAUCCUAGUGUUCAAAUCCUGGGGCCAUACGAUGCCCGGGGCUCCGGUCUCUGUCCCCAUGUUAUCAGGGCAUCCUAACUGUCAGGAGAGCGGUCACGCUGGGAAACUGGGCGAGGGGCUCAGAGAGUAGGUAAGCCCUGCCUGGAGCAGUGUGAGGGAGUGGUCCGGAUGGAUUUGAUCUGGGAGGGGAGGCCGGGACUGACAGCCUGGCCUGAGACACCCUCCCUCCCUGCACCUUCGGACCCGAGGAAGUGAACCUUUCUGUGGAGGGCCUUUGGGCUGAGCUCAGAACCGCAUACAUUCCAUUCUGUCUGGUCCUUCAUUGCUUCAGUUUUCCACGCUGCAGAGCUGGGAACCAGAGGAAAGGCAGACUAUUUGUUUUAAAGUCCUGCUUCCAAGUUGUAUUGAAUGUCCCUGGGCCUCCCACGCUGUAGAUUGAAGUGAGGCUCGGGGCCGGAGGCUGGGCUGGAGAGGCAGCUCUCCCUGGCACCGCACGGAGGCUAGCUCGCUGAGCCACUAUCACCUAAGCCUCGAGCCCUGGCCUCCUCAGUCCUUAAUGAGCCCGGAUCCUUGGGGGGCACGAUUCCUAGCCACCGUGUCUGCCAAGCCGCUUCUCCUUUCCCACUAUUGCUGCCCUCAUCCCCGAUGCCUGGAUUGCUCCAACGGCCUGCUUCCUUCCGAGACCUCCACAAUCUGCUGCACACACAGCUGUGAGAAUAAACUUGGCCCACGGGUUUGGAUUAAGUUACUCUUGUUCCAAACUCCUCGGUGGCUCCCCAUGGCCUUUUCCGUGAAAGGAAAAUGACUUCCUCAGCCUGACAUUCAGAAUCCUCUAACAGCUUCCCCAUUCUUUCUUCUGAGACAUCUGUUCAUCUUCAACUCUGGUGACUACUUCGUUCUAGCCAGUGGUCCCUCACCUCUGUGUCUGUACUGGGAUUUUCUCUAUGGAAGGAAGGACCUGAAGAGGCAAGUUAGAGAACCUGCUCCUGCUGGCUCAAAACCAGUUGGCUGUAUGACGAGUCGAACCACUUAACGUCUCCGGGCUCAGUGUCCUGAGACCUAUUUAUGAAGAGCAGUUAUAUUUGCUCUUCACCAUGGCUUAUCAUGGAUGCAGUGCAGGUACAGCCUGAGCUGUUUGUAAACAUCUUCUCAGCUGGUGCAUGUGGUAAUCAGCCCUCAAGAUGGCCCUAUGACCCUCACCUCCUGCUCUCCACAUCCUGUGUCAUCCCCUUUCAUGCUGAAUCACCGUGGGGCGUGGAUGGAGUGUGGGGUGUGAUCUCCAGGGUGAGCUCAGAAGAGGCAUUAUGGACUUCCACCUUGGUCCCUCCAAUUGCUCCUUCUGAGGGAGGCCAGACACCAAGCCAUGAUGACACCCAAGCAGCAAUUUGGAGAGGGCCAUUGAAAGAAGACAUUCCACCAGCAGUCGGCAUCCACUUGCCAGCUUAUUGAUGUAGCCAGCUUGGAAAUGAAUCCUCUGGCUUUUCGUCUGACUGCAGUUUCACCAGAGGCCCUGUGCUAGAUGCGCCCAACAGAGGUGCCUCCAAAGUCCAAAGAAAUGACGAGAGCUAAUGAAUCAUUAAUGUUGUUUGAGGUCGCGAAAUCUUGGGACAAUUUGCUUCACAGCACUAGGCACCUCAGGUGGUGGGUAUUUGUGUUCUCUCUGAUAGAUGGGGAAACUGAGGCUUAGGGCAGUUUAAUAACUUGCUGGAGGUUGUACAGUUGGAGAGUGAUAGAACAGGGGUCCAAACCCAGGUCUGCUGGGCUCAGAAGCCUGGCUUCUUCUUUUUUAAAGUUUAUUUAUUUAAGUAAUCUCUACACCCAACGUGGGGCUCAAACUCACGAUCCCGAGGUCAAGAGCUGCAUGCUUCUCCAGCUGAGCCAGCAAGGUGCCCCAGAAGCCUGACUUCUUAACUAUUGUGUGAUGCUUCUUACGUAUUAGUAUCCCUGUGGCUGAUGCACAGUAGGUGCUUAUUAAGCAGUUUCAAAUGAAUGAACAAACUACUUUGAUGACUGAAUAUAUAAAUGAAUUACAUGUAUAUACAACUAAAAAUAGUGAGUAUUUGCAAUCUCCAUUAAAUCGGGUUGGAGUUUCUUCAAAAACUUUAAUCUCCAAAUGAAAAGACCCCUAUCAUUUUUCUGAUUAUAGAGAUAUUCUACUCGUGCACUGUUGGUGGGAAUGUAAAUUGGUGCAGCCAACUGUGCAAAACAGUAUGGAGGUCCCUCAAAAAAUUAAAAAUAGAACUACCAUGCAAUCCAGGAAUUCCACGUCUGGGUAUAUUUCUGAAGAAAACAAUAACACUGACUUGAAAAGAUAUAUGUGCCCUUAUGUUCACUGCAUCAUAAUUUACAACAGCCAAGAUUUGGAAACAACCUAAGUGUCCCUUAAUAGAUAAACGGAUAAAAAUGUGGUAUAUAUGUCCAGUGGAACAUUAGCUGUAAAAAAGAUUGAGAUCUUGCCAUUUGUGACAGACCUAGAGGGUACUCUGCUAAAAGGAAUAAGUCAGAGAAAGACAAAUGACAUAUGAUUUCACAUACGUGGAAUCUUUUUUAAGAUUUUAUUU